This is a messenger RNA of Paracoccidioides brasiliensis Pb18, 411 nucleotides long. RefSeq lists its product as uncharacterized. The transcript has 2 exons. The record is from RefSeq and is a predicted model, not a curated record. Bases 1 to 411 code for a protein of 136 amino acids.
AUGACGACUGAAAUUCCGUAUUUCAUUGUGAUGGGGGACCCUGUGUGCGUGUGUAUGACGUCUGCGCAGGAUUUGGUGAGGUAUAUUGUUGCAGCGCUGGACUUGCCGCAGUGGCCGACGGAGUUUCGAGUCUAUGGUGAGCGUAUGACUUUAAGUGAUGUUGUGAACGUAGUGGAAAACGUCCGUGGUGUUCACUUUGAAAAAACUCUCCUUACCGACGAAUCCCUUGAAACUUCUCUGGCACAUGCGAAAGCUUCUAGCAACAUCUUGGAACAAUGGAGCCUUCACCACCUGUUGGCAACAACAGCUGGUUGUUAUGACUUUGGGGCCCCUAACCUGCAUUCCCUAGAUAAUGUCAAUCCUCAGAAAUUCUGCGACUGGUUGCAUGCCGCCUGGUCAUUGGCAUCCUAG